Messenger RNA from Symphalangus syndactylus (siamang), 9503 nucleotides. RefSeq names its product junctophilin 2 (gene JPH2). Gene Ontology annotation, cellular component: endoplasmic reticulum membrane; junctional membrane complex; sarcoplasmic reticulum. NCBI's taxonomy places the organism in Eukaryota, Metazoa, Chordata, Mammalia, Primates, Hylobatidae. The record is from RefSeq and is a predicted model, not a curated record.
GACAGCCCCGCACACCCACUGGGGUGGAGAAGGGGGCCAGCGGGCUGCGGGAAUUCAGCCUCCGGCGGGGGCUGUCACCGAGGGGAAUUUCCCCUUUUUGAAAAGGCUGGGGACCCCUCCACCCCACCCUUUCAGUGGGCUUCUUAAAGAGAUCACACCGUUUUCCCUUGGACUUUUGGAAGGCAGAUUUGGGACGCUUUGUGGGACUUUGAACCUUUCCUUCCUGCUUUCUUUCCAGCAGGCAGCCUUACUCUGACUGGUGGAGUCGGGGAUCCCGGGCAUGGCACUGACUAGCCUACCUGGUGCUGACUUGGCGCCGGGGCUCUUUCAGCCUCUGCUGGCAUCCUGCUUCCCCCCUCCUGGGGUGCAGUGGUGAGUCUGGGGGCCUGCCCCCGAGGGCACUGGAGGAGUGUUGCAGGCAUUACCCACGCCCUCUGCACCCACGCUGGAGGACGGGGAGGUUGUCAGGGGCUAUGAUGAGAUGAGCGGGGGCCGCUUCGACUUUGAUGAUGGUGGGGCGUACUGCGGGGGCUGGGAGGGGGGAAAGGCCCAUGGGCACGGACUGUGCACCGGCCCCAAGGGCCAGGGCGAAUACUCUGGCUCCUGGAACUUUGGCUUUGAGGUGGCAGGUGUCUAUACCUGGCCCAGCGGAAACACCUUUGAGGGAUACUGGAGCCAGGGUAAACGGCAUGGGCUGGGCAUAGAGACCAAGGGGCGCUGGCUCUACAAGGGCGAGUGGACACAUGGCUUCAAGGGACGCUACGGAAUCCGGCAGAGCUCAAGCAGCGGUGCCAAGUACGAGGGCACCUGGAACAAUGGCCUGCAAGACGGCUAUGGCACCGAGACCUAUGCUGAUGGAGGGACGUACCAAGGCCAGUUCACCAACGGCAUGCGCCACGGCUACGGAGUGCGCCAGAGCGUGCCCUACGGGAUGGCCGUGGUGGUGCGCUCGCCGCUGCGCACGUCGCUGUCGUCCCUGCGCAGUGAGCACAGCAACGGCACGGUGGCCCCGGACUCGCCCGCCUCGCCGGCCUCCGACGGCCCAGCGCUGCCCUCGCCAGCCAUCCCGCGCGGCGGCUUCGCGCUCAGCCUCCUGGCCAAUGCCGAAGCGGCCGCGCGGGCGCCCAAAGGCGGCGGCCUCUUCCAGCGGGGCGCGCUGCUGGGCAAGCUGCGGCGCGCAGAGUCGCGCACGUCCCUGGGCAGCCAGCGCAGCCGUGUCAGCUUCCUUAAGAGCGACCUCAGCUCGGGCGCCAGCGACGCCGCGUCCACCACCAGCCUGGGAGAAGCCGCCGAGGGCGCCGACGAGGCCGCACCCUUCGAGGCCGAUAUCGACGCCACCACCACCGAGACCUACAUGGGCGAGUGGAAGAACGACAAACGCUCAGGCUUCGGCGUGAGCGAACGCUCCAGUGGCCUCCGCUACGAGGGCGAGUGGCUGGACAACCUGCGCCACGGCUAUGGCUGCACCACGCUGCCCGACGGCCACCGCGAGGAGGGCAAGUACCGCCACAACGUGCUGGUCAAGGACACCAAGCGCCGCAUGCUGCAGCUCAAGAGCAACAAGGUCCGCCAGAAAGUGGAGCACAGUGUGGAGGGUGCCCAGCGCGCCGCUGCCAUCGCGCGCCAGAAGGCCGAGAUUGCCGCCUCCAGGACAAGCCACGCCAAGGCCAAAGCUGAGGCAGCGGAACAGGCCGCCCUGGCUGCCAACCAGGAGUCCAACAUUGCUCGCACUUUGGCCAGGGAGCUGGCUCCGGACUUCUACCAGCCAGGUCCGGAAUAUCAGAAGCGCCGGCUGCUGCAGGAGAUCCUGGAGAACUCGGAGAGCCUGCUGGAGCCCCCCGACCGGGGCGCCGGCACAGCAGGCCUCCCAGAGCCGCCCCGCGAGAGCCCGCAGCUGCACGAGCGUGAGACCCCUCGACCCAAGGGUGGCUCCCCGUCACCGGCCGGGACGCCCCCGCAGCCCAAGCGGCCCCGGCCCGGGGCGUCCAAGGACAGCCUGUUGAGCCCGGGCGCCUGGAACGGCGAGCCCAGCGGUGAGGGCGGCCGGCCAGUCACUCCGUCCGAGGGCGCGGGCCGCCGCAGCCCUGCACGUCCAGCCACCGACCGCAUGGCCAUCGAGGCUCUGCAGGCACCGCCUGCGCCGUCGCGGGAGCCGGAGGUGGCGCUUUACCAGGGCUACCACAGCUAUGCCGUGCGCACCACGCCGCCGGAGCCCCCGCCCUUUGAGGAGCAGCCCGAGUCCGAGGUCUCCGGGUCCGAGUCCGCGCCCUCGUCUCCGGCCACCGCCCCGCUGCAGGCCCCCACUCUCCGAGGCCCCGAGCCUGCACGCGAGACCCCUGCCAAGCUGGAGCCCAAGACCAUCAUCCCCAAAGCCGAGCCCAGGGCCAAGGCCCGCAAGACUGAGGCCCGAGGGCUGACCAAGGCCGGGGCCAAGAAGAAGGGGCGGAAGGAGGCAGCACUGGCGGCAGAGGCGGAGGUGGAGGUGGAAGAGGUCCCCAACACCAUCCUCAUCUGCAUGGUGAUCCUGCUGAACAUCGGCCUGGCCAUCCUCUUCGUUCACCUCCUGACCUGACCCUCGCCUAGCAGAGCCAGAAGUUCCUGCUGAAGACAUGAGGACCGUCUUUUUGCAGUGCCAGGCAGGGUGGCCAAAGAGGACUGGACUCUGGACCCGGAGCCCCAUGGUCCAGUUCACAUUCACCCCACAAGAGUUUCAGGAGGCCUCCCAUGUGCCUGUGCUGGGUGGCGGUGGUGGUGCCAAGAGGAAUGGAAUGUCCUGGGCUUCUUCAGGAGCUCUCUACCCAGGGGCAAGGAGAGCCCAGAGAGAAGCGCCCUGGUCUCUUGAGCUUCCUGAUCUGCUCCUGUCCCCCGCCCUCCUCCACUCCCUUGCCUUUCCCUAGGUUGUCCCCUCCCUGGGCUUUUGUGUGUUUUGGGAGAUGUCACCUAACCAGGACGUUGAUAUUUGAUCCCAUCCCCCUCCUCCCACCCUGCCCCACUUUGAUUUAAUCCUUUGGCUGUGGGCUGAGGCCUCCCAGGGAAGCUGGGUGGGGUGGGUGCUGAGACCCCCUCAGACCAGCACAGAGACCUGUCCUUGUGCAGUCUGCACCCCGUACUCCCUCCCUUGCCUGUAGAUGUUCUGGAUGACAGUAGAGGAAAGGGACAAGGUCAGUUUGAAUAUCCCAGGACACAGUGCUCUGUCUCCUCCCACCAGUCCAGUUAGCUUCCCUUCUGGACCAAUAACGAGGGGAGACCCCAUGGAGCCUCUGGCUGGGAAGCCGAUGACCAGGUGGCCAGGGGGCGGGGUGGGUAGAGGGGUUAAGGUGCAGUGAUGAUGGCCUGUUUUGGAGUGUGUCUGAGACUGAGAUUGCAUUUGGGGUUUCCCGUGUGCUUGGGAUGCUAAAGGGUCACCUGCAGGAAGCCUGGGGCCGGCGAGAGAAAUCUCCUGUGACGCCCUGUGAGAUGGCUUGUCUCCUCCCCCAUCAGGGCCCACUGAAAGCUCAGGGGAGCACAGAAGCCCAUGGAAGCCCAGGGAGAUGUCCCUGGGGCAGACGCUCAGGCAGGUGUUGAAGACAAGCUGCUUGUCAAAAAGCAUUUCCCGGCAAGAGAGGAGCAAGUCUGGGGCUCCAGCUGGGUACAGCUUGGGUGCAGUUAUAAACCCCUUUGGCCUACUUGGCAGAAGACGGCUACUUGGAUGUACCUCACUUAAAGAUGUUUUGUACCACACUAGGUCUCUGGGCCCUUGUGUUUCCUGGGGGUGGGGUGAGGGCCAAAGGCUAUGGUUUCCUGCCUCCGGGAGAAUGGAGAGAAAGGGCUUCCAGGCUCCUCCAAGCCUGGGGAAGGACGUGGCAUCCAAGCUGAGCCAGAGGGAACUGCUGCUGUCCUCCCUUCAUUUCUGUGGACCUUGGAGGCUUUGGCUUUGUGGCAGGGCCUCCCCAGGCAGCUCUGGGACCUAGGAGUUUGCUUCUGAUGGGGUCAGUUUUCCCAUUUCCCCUCAGUGCUUCUCCCUUAGCUUCACACUUGCCAUUUCAAGCCCUGCUGGGACCUUGUGGCUUGGCUGGAAUCCAGGACUGUAUUUUCAUGGAGAAGAACCUGCAGAUUCUUCCAUCCUCAGCUGGCCAUGGCCCACGGCUGUGCAUCUGCAUCUGAGCUUCUCAAGACUCCUGGAGCAUGAGGGGAAUCGGGCGGGGCCGCUGCUCAGUGCUCACGGGCUCCAGGCUCUGUCUCGGAGAUUCUUGUCCUGUUUUUUUUUUUUUUUUGGUUUUUUUUUUUUUUUUUUGGCUGGUGCUGGGGACAAGCCUGUGCCUGCCAAAGCUCCCAGGCCAAGUUUGGGGGUUGGUGUUUGGAGUUGGGGUUGGGGUUCAGGAUGCUGCAGUCUGUGCAAUAAUAAACCCGCAUCUGAUCACAGGCUCUGGCUGGGCUGCAAUGUGCUUGUGGGUCCAGGAUGAGGGGCUGGCUCAAGGAGGGUGGGUGGGAAGAGGCUGGGGGACGUGGGUCCUGCCCAUCUGUGUCCUCGUUCUCACGAUACUUGAAGGGCAGCUGAAGGGCUUCAGUUUGAAUGGGGGCUCAAAGACCAUAGAGCUUCUACAGUGGGGUUUCUAAAGCAAACUUCCAGAAACUUCUAUGAGUAGCUGACAAUAGAAUCAAGAGCCUGCCCUUUGAGGUGGAGUCCCCCCAGCCUCCAAUGCUAGCCCAGCCACUUUCUUCACUUCUCUGAGCCUCAAUUUUCUCAUCUAUAAAAUGGGGAUAAUAGUGCCUACCUCCUGGUAGUGGGGAUUACAUUAGAUGUCGAGGCUGUAGAAAGCAGUGGAGAAAUGGAGACGAGUGUUGUUGUUAUCACACUAUGGUGCUGUUAGCUCUGCUACAAGCCCUCUUGCAUUUUGGUAGAGGAUCCCAGAGACCCCAAAGGGCUGGAGGUGAUUCAGAUACCAGUUGUUUAGUCAGAAUAUCUCAAUCAGUGGGGAAGCCUGAUGUGAUCUCCACACUCCACAGAGGCUUAGAGCAGAGGGGCUUGCCCAAGGUCACGCACACAGCAAGUUGGUGGCAGGAAAGCAGUUCUCUUGACUUUUUAGGAAUAAGUACUGCCCAUGAAGUUACUCUCAAAGCCGGUGGUUCCCAGCGAGGGGGUUGGAGAAGAGGGUCCCUCAACCAACAGUAGGCUCGAGUUCAGGCACACCCUGUCCUCAGGAGCCUGGCUCCCCUACCCAACCCAGCCCUAUCACUGAUGGGCCACGUGCUCCCUCACUCCCUCUUUCUGUGCCUCAGUUUCCUCUUCUGCUGAGGAGACUCUAAUCCCUGCCCCAUGGUCUUCCUCAUAGGCAAUGCAGUUGUGAGGCUCAAAUGAGAUAGAUUAUGGUGAUAAAGAGGUUUUAAGCUGGGCAUGGUGGCUCACACCUGUAAUCCCAGCACGUUAGAGGAGGCUGAGGCAGGUGGAUCACUUGAGGUCAGGAGUUUGAGACCAGCCUGGCCAACAUGGCAAAACCCCAUCUCUACUAAAAAAGAAAAUAUAAAAAUUAGCCAAGUGUGGGGGCACGUGCCUGUAAACCCAGCUAGUUGGGAGACUGAGGCAGGAGAAGCACUUGAACCCGGGAGGCAGAGGUUGCAGUGAGCCGAGAUCGAGCCACUGCACUCUAGCCUGGGUGACAGAGCAAGACUCCAUCUGGAAAAAAAAAAAAGAGUUUUCAAAACUCUGGAAUGAUGCUGGGAUUCCAGGAAGGAUGGGCUUGGAGGAAGCACAGCAGGGGAGGUGGGAGUGGGAAUGAGGAGGGAAUUGUUAUCUGCAGCCUUUGAUAAAAACCCACAGAGGGAAAGCAGAUGGGCAGCCAGCCCAGUUGGCCGGUCUGCAGAUGGUUUGUGUGUGUGUGUGUGUGUGUGUGUGUGUGUGUGUGUGUGUGUGUGUGUUGGAUGAGUUGGGGGCAGGAGUGGCUGUAUUAAACUCACUUUGGAUGAUGUGCAAAGGAGGCGGCUUCCUGAGCCCCAGGAUUGGAGACUCAGAGCCAGGUAGGGUUGGUCGGAGAUAGCACCCCCUGUUGGCUCAAGGGUAGGACACAGCCAGGCUGAUGCCUCCUCUUCUAGUCUUGACCACAGGCAGCUCUAGGAAGUCUGAUGGGUCUCCUGCCAUGCCCGGAAUGCAUUUAAGGUGUUUUGUACCAUGCGUGAACUUACAAGCAAUGCUGGCCCACUGCCUUGAGGUCUCUGCAGGACUCUUCCAGGGCAGUGAAAGGGAGGGGACCUAGGAACCGUGGGAGUCAGAUUUGGGAUUCGGGCAAGAAGGGAAGUUUCAUUAUCUGAUGCACCCACGGAAGACCCGGCUGUUCUGGGAGAGAUGCAGGCCCAGAUGAUGACCUUUGGAGGUGCCAUGCCUAAAAAACUGAUAUGAAGAUGCUCUCCCCCAAAGAAGUAACUCAGAAUACAAAUAAUACCUAAAUUGUAAAACAUAAACCUUGCAUGUAUGCUGCAAUUAAAAUAGCUCUUAGGUUCUUGCUUUGUGCAAAACUCUGACUAUGCCUAUGGAGGCCGGUUCCCACUCCCUCUCACUCUCUCAGCCUGUCUUGUUGGUACACUCGAUGGAGACAGGUGGCCGUAGGUCAGGCCCUGUGCUAAGCCCUUCACCUCCUGUAUGUGGUGGCAGAACAGCUGUGUGGUUCAGCACAUGGUAGCUGGUUCAACUUGGCUCUGUCCCUCAACAUCUAGAACUUUCUUUUCUGGGGGCGAUGAAUACCAUGUUACCUGCCUCUUCAGAUAGAAAAUAUGAACACAGCACUUAGAACAAUUCCCAGCAUGGUGUGAGCAGAUGGUAAAUGAACUGUUAUUUUCCAUUCUUCGCAGUGUCUCCAUGGUGUAGGUAUUCGUCCACCCAUUUUGCAGAUGAGGAAAAUUGAGCCUUGGGGAGAUGAAGUGAUUGGUUCAAGGUAUAACAGAGAGGGAAGGACAGAGCUGGGACUGAAACCCAGAGCCUGUGCUCUUUUCCAGAACCACACUGCUCCCGCCAUGAAAGAGUGAGCUUCCCAUCACUGCAGAUGAACCAGCUGAGGGGAGAUGCUAGUCAACAGGGAUGUGGCAGGGGACAUUUAUCGAUUGGAUAUGAGUGGAUGCGAUGAUUCAGAAUUCCUGAAGGAGCUCAGGGAAGGAAGUUUCCUUCUUCUUCUCUGAAGAAGCUUGAGGAAAUAACUCCUUAGGUUGCCAGAGAUGGAGGCACUCUAAGAUAUCAGCUCAUCUGGCCCCGUUUUUCAUAUGGGGAAACAGGUCUGGAGAGAGUGUCGUGAUUUGUAAGGCUCACGCAGCAAGUCAGUGACAGAGCCUGGACUGAGCAGGGAGUCAUAUUUUGUCCACAGACCAACUGUAGGUGAGAACCUCAUGUAGGGCAACAGACGCCAGGGCACCCCACGUGUCAGAACAUUCACCAUUCACUCCAGGCUGUCUUGACCAGGUGCCUACAUUACAGUCACUUUGUCUUCUUCUUCUUCUUUUUUUUUUUUUUUUCUGAGACGGAGUCUCAUUCUGUCACCCAGGCUGGAGUGAAAUGGUAUACAGUCACUUCUUAGUGACCUUUUAAAGCUAUUUACAUCUUGAGGCUGUAAAGUCAGCAAAGGCUGAGGGAAUAAUCUCCACAAAGCUGCUCUCCCUUCAGACCCCAGAUACAAGUUUGGGGGUCUCCGGGGCCACCAUCACUUCAUACUGACUGGCUACAAACAAGGGGGUUCCUAUGACUAUCCUCGUACUCAAUAAUUCACUAGAAAGAUUCACAGAACUUACUGAAAACUAUUCUACUCAAGUCACAUUUAUUACAACCAAAGAAUGCAAAUCAGAACCAGCCAAGGGAAAGGGACAUAGGGUGGAAUCUGGGAGGGUUCCAAAUGCUAAACACCCAUGUCCUCGGUAUCUGUUACCUUGCCAGCAUUGAUAAGUAACAGUAUGACAAAGUAUGGCCAACCAGGGAAGCUAACCAGUGCUUCAGUGUCCAGAGUUUUUAUUGGGACUUCAUUAUGUAGAGGUGAUUGAAUCAUUGCCCACAUGGUUGAACUUAACCUCCAUACCCCUCCCCACACCCAAAGUUCAGGCUGACAUCACAUAGCCCAAAGCCCCAAUCCUUUAACCCUGUGGUUGAUUUUUCUGGCAUGGCCAGCACUCACCAUAAGCCAUCUUGUUAGCAUAAACUAUGAGUUGUGGUCCCAGGAGCCCAACAUGAAUAACAAAGACACUCCUGUUAAUCAGGAUAUCCUAAGGGUUUAGAAAUAACUUCCUAGGAGCCAGGACAAAAAUCAGACCUCUCUCUCUCGAGGCCCAGUUCCUAACUACACAACCCUGUAUCUCUUCCUAUCCACAGCUUCUCCACUAGACUGAGUUACAUGAGAGAGGGGCUAUCUGUGAUUCAUCUCUAUAUCCAUGCAUUAGUUAAUGUAAGCUUGGCUGAGGUGAUAGACUCCACAGGUUAUAAUUGCUAUACACCAUAUAAGUUUGUCAUAGAACAGCUGUCCCUCAUUACAAUGAUUCAGGGACCCAGGUUUUUUCCAUCUGUGGUUCUACAUAUCCUAGGCCUUUGUUGGUCUCUGCUUCUGGCCAAAGGAAAAGGAAAGAGAGUAUGGAGGAUGGAAUUUGCUUCCUAAAAACCUUCACCAGGAAAAUAGCACACAUCACUUCUGCUCAUAUUCCACUAGCCAGAGCUCAGUUGUUUGGCCUCAACUAGCUUCAAGGGAGGCUGGGAAAUAUGGACUACAUGUGUCCUCAGGGAGAAGAGAAGGAUGUGGGUUUUGGUAAACAGACAAGACAGUACAGCCUCUAGUACCAUCCCCAUUGUCCCACUUAGGUCUUGGGGCAGAGUAGACAUUCAGUGAGUGCUUAUUGAGGAAAUGGAUAUGGUGGCCAUAAGAGGCAGUAUGGUUGGGGAGUGGGGAUGGGUUGGGGCUUUGGAAUUGGACAGACCUAGUUUCUAAUCCUGGCUAUAUCACUUCUUUGCUGCAUGUGGAAGAUGCCAUCACUGAUUGGAUUCUGCAGGAGCAGAUGCUGAGAGUCACUUAGGCUUCAAGAUGUUUAUUAGGGAUCAAAACCUGAGAAAGGAAGGAGGAGAAUGCAGAACAGGGCAGAGGAAGAAGUCUAACUUGAUGCAGGCCUGACAAAGUCCAACCCAGUGGGAGCUCCAGAGCAAUGAUUGCUUGUGGAGCAUCUCCUAUUGGGCUUUUAUACCCCUCCCUUGCUCAGUUACUGGGUGAUAUGGUUUGGCUGUGUCCUCACCCAAAUCUCAUCUUAAAUUCCCAUAUGUUGUGGGAGGGACCCAGUGGGAGGUAAUUGAAUCAUGGGGGCAAGUCUUUCCCGUGCUGUUCUCGUGAUAGUGAAUAAGUCUCAUGAGAUCUGAUGAUUUUAAAAAGAGGAGUUACUCUGCACAAGUUCCUCUCUUUGCCUGCUGCCAUCUAGUAAGACAUGACUUGCUCCUCCUUGUCUUCUGCCAUGAUUGUGAGGCCUCCCUAGCCACUUGGAACUGUAAGUCCUAUUAAACCUCUUUCUUUUGUAAA